GCUAUAGCUAACCUGUCAUGUCUUUACAGCCAGCAGGAGCUUUGCUAGUGUGCUUGCUCCGUCAAUAUGGAGGGUCAACACGGCAGACUCCACUCGCGUUAAGGCCCGCCGUGCGCCCAGACCGGUGCCAUCGCGCCGCCGCCCCGCAGCCAGCAAACCGCCCCUGCCACUCAGGCAGAGCGCUGCCAGCCACCAGGCCGCACACACACCGCCGGUCUUCCUCUCCGGAUCCACCCGAGGCCGAGCACACAUCUCCACCGCCGCCGGCCGCCGGCGAGGGGGGAGGAGGGCAGCGGCGGUGGUGUUUGGAGUUUCGCCCUAGCCACCCCAGGAGCACGACGCGCGCGGGGGCAGUUUCCGUGGCUGGGAGCAAGGGCCUCAUCCCAUCCCAUCCCAUGGUUGAUCACGAAACAUAGAGAGCUCGUUCUAGGAGCCAUGAGGACGGACGCCAUCUUCCUGAGGGCAUGCACAAAGCUCAGAUCUGCCGUUGGACAUGAAUCCGUGGCGCGAGGUUUGAACUUUGCCGGUGACCUGCGGGAGAUGCUGCGCGCGCUGGAGGUCAUCCAGCCGGGACUGGAGGAAGCCGAGAUGCGAAUAUGCACGGGUGAUACUAGCAGGCUGCUGAUGAAUUGGAUGAAGGAUGCCACGCAAGCCGCCUGCAGGGUCAUGGAUGUGGUCGACGAGUUGCAAGACACCAGGCCACCGGCUGCUGCUGCCACGAUGACAAGGAUGCUCCCCCGCCUUGCCAUCAAGAAGAAUGAUAUGGCCACCAAGGUGAACGAGGUAAAGAAUCAAGUGAUAUGGCUAAAGGAGUACUGGCGUUCUUACAUUUGUGGGGAAGAGGAUACCAUCCCGCAGCAACUGCAAGUUAGGGAUAAACGGACAACAGUACCAUGUUUUCAAGAGGCAUCUGUUAUCGGAAGGGGGCCAGAUAAACAGAGGAUAGUGGCCAUGCUGCUAUCUGCUGCGACUAACAUCACACAAGGGCCACCCAGCUGCAUCAUUCUUCCAAUAUUUGGGCUUGCUGGAAGUGGCAAGACAACCUUGGCAAAAAUGAUUUUUAACGAUACCAACUACUUCCUCCAAGAAUACAACUUUCGUCUCUGGGUUCAUGUCUCGCCGAAAUUUGACAUCCAUAGAAUAUGUGAGUAUAUAAUCAGUCAAGUGGUGUCAAGAGGAGGACAAGAAGAUAUCAACAGCCAUAGUUCUAAUUCAGAAAGGUAUCUGGCGCGCCUUCACGGGCUACUUAACGGUAAGAAGGUGCUCCUUGUUCUGGAUGACCUGUGGGAGCAGGAUUCCACUCAGCUACAGCUCUUAAAGUCCAUGUUAACGGCCUUGGGCGACAAGCUGGAUGUGAUAGUGACCACAUGCAAUCGAGCCAUUGAUAGAAAGAUUUGCACUGUAGAGCCGUACAGGCUAACUCCCUUGGGCAAUGAUGCAUGCUGGCAAAUAAUCAAAAAAUCAAUCCGUUUAAAAGAACAUGAUGAAGAGUUGGAGAAGAUAGGACGGGAGAUCGCAAGCAAGUGCUGCGGUGUACCAUCAGUAGCUGGAGCAUAUGCAGAGAUGUUACAUUCCCUAGAUCCUACAAGAUGGGAAGAGGUCAUGGAAAGAAAUAUAUGGAGAUGCUGUUCUAGUGUUGAUUCAACAUCUCACUCGCUGCUUUCAACUUUCGGUUUAAGCUACAUAAGUAUGCCACCAGAGUUAAGGCUCUGUUUUGAUUAUUAUUGUGCUAUCUUCCCAAAUGGCCACACUAUAGUUAAAGAUGACCUGAUUCGUCAAUGGACCGCUCUCCAUCUCAUUGAGUCAUCUGAAAGUUUAUCUGCCACACAGAUUGCUGAGGUGUAUAUUACCAGUCUUUUGGACAUGUCAUUCCUUCAAACUGCAAAGUCAGACCCCGUCAACGGGGAGGAUGAUAAGGGUGCAAUCCUGUUCACUAUGCACGGUCUAGCGCAUAACUUUGCAAGGUGGUUCACACUACUUGAGUAUACCUACGACGAUAACAUCCCCACACGAUGUGUGCACUACAGGCUAGUCACCAGUGGCCACGGGGAUUUAUUUGACCGAGAUGAUGACUAUGUAAGGGCGCUGCGCUGUGUCGGCUGUAGUGAAGUGAAGUUUAACGAAGACUCGUUUUCCUUUAAGAGGUGCCUACGUGUCCUGGAACUAACAGAGAGCUCUGUGCAGAAGCUACCAGACUCCAUCUGGCAAUUGAGGCACCUAGGGUAUCUUAAGAUAUCAGAAUUCUCUAAAUUGGUAGCUCUGCCAGAGUCAUUUGGACAUCUGAAUAAUCUAUUCCACAUCGACUUAUCAGGCUGCUCUGGACUGAUAAAUCUACCAGAAUCAUUUGGAAAGCUAAUCCGUUUAGUGCAUGUCAACUUGUCAGGCUGCUCUGGGCUCGCAACUCUUCCGGAAUCAUUUGGGAAUCUCAUAAACUUGUCCUAUCUCAAUCUAUCACGUUGCUACGCACUGACAGAAAUUCCAGUACUACUCCAGAAGCUCGCCAAAUUGGUACACCUGGAUUUAUCAUUCUGGUCUUGCUUUGAGGGCAUCGGGAAAGGCCUUGGCGGCCUCACCAAUCUAGAGUAUCUCAACUUGUCCCACCCUUGCAGUCAUCUUCCCCGACACCGUUCCCACCUCCAGGAGCUAAAAGAGGGUUUGUGCAAUCUUACCAGCCUCCGAUAUUUGAACUUGUCAAUGUGCCUGAAUCCUAUCUUUUACUGCCCCCAGUCACAAGAGAGCAGUCUCCAAUAUAUUGGAGACUGUCUCAGAGGACUUUCCAGUCUAGAGCAUUUGGACCUGUCCCAUAACACAUUUCUUUGUUAUCUACCAGAAAGCCUAGGUCACCUCAACAAACUGCACACACUUAACCUCUCAGGCUGCAUCAGACUGAAGAAGAUAAGUGAAAUAAAGUCUCUCAAGUUUAUAUCCCAGAGGAACUGCAGGGGUCUGGAAAGUUGCCACUUUGUCAUUCGUGUUGAUGAUGAUGCACCAUAUAGCAGUAGUAACAUUGGUCAGCUGGAGGAUGUAAAUUGCCAAGAGCUCCAGAUAUCCUGCCUUGAGAACGUGAUGUCUCUGGAGGAAGCACAAAGGAUAAGAUUAGUGGAGAAACAUAAGCUCAACAGGCUGAAGCUUAGUUGGAGUGUUGGUGACACCCGAGGAUCUUUCAAUGUGGACGAGAAUGCUUUGCUAGGAGAACUAGUGCCACCACAUUCUGUGCAAUGCCUUGAGUUUCAUGGCUAUGGCGGCGAAACCUUCCUACCUUCCUGGCGGAUACCAAGCAUAUCUUCUCAUCUCUCUAAUCUUGUGGAGGUCACCAUGGAAGACUUCCCGAUGUGCACAACCCUGCCACCACUGGGUCUAUUACCAAACCUAGAGCGUCUAGUUCUCAGAAGGAUGGCCAGCAUCACAAGAAUCGAUGAUACUGAUCUCAGUAGUGGCAACCAAGAAGCAUUCAGUCGAAUCUCAAAGGUUACCAUAGAUGACAUGGAGAACUUGAAAGUGUUUAUGUUCCCUGGCGUUUCUGAAUUGGUUAUUCAGAAAUGCCCCGAGCUGAGCUUUGGACCUCUUGCACCGAAAGCUCAGAGGUUGGUGAUAUCAGACUGCAACAAAGUUAUGUCUUCAUGCAUAAAGAGACAAAGAGACAGUGAAGAGGGAUCUUCAAGUUCUGCUCCACUGACUGAACUGGUUGUUGAAAACUGCAACCUCCCUCUAGGUCACUGGAGUUUGCUUCACCGCCUCUCUGGCCUCCACAACUUAACCAUCAACAACUGCGGCGAUCUAGGUACCACCUCACCAGAGAUUAUUCAGGCCCUUGCCUCCCUCCGGUCGUUAUGUUUUUCCCAUUGCAAGGAAAUGAUAUCACUACCAGAAUACUUUGGUGGACUUACUUCUCUCCGGAAACUCACCAUCCUAAGUUGCCAUGGCAUGAAAUCUUUGCUGCAAAACAUGGACAAACUCACCAACCUCAAAGAUCUCUAUAUUUUGGACUGUCCAAGUUUGAAAGCGUGGUAUGAAUCAGAGGAGAACAAGGUGGAGCUUGCUCACAUACGUCCAAAAUAUGAAAAAGUAGGUGCCAGGAGUAGAGCUUAACAACAUUCAAUCAUACGCAAAGGAACCUUCUCUCUGUCAAAUUUGGUCCAAGAUGCUGGAUGAGUAUGGCGCCCAACAACAAGCUUAAAUCCUUACACAAUGGAAAAGCCUGGCAAUCCCCCGGACGAUCCCAUCGUCUCUUCCUCCGCCCGCGUUGCACGCCACGCGUCCACGUUCUGGGUCCCACCACGUUCUCCCGUCCCUAUCUUCUUCCCUUUCCUUUCGAUACUUUUCCCCAUCCUCCUCAUAGAUUGUAGCACCAACAGCUCAGCUCACCACGCUGAUUCUCCUCAUCUCCCCGUUCCUGCAACCCGCCGCCGCCUCAGCUCGCCGCUGCCACGCCGGUUUUCCGACGCCUCCGCUGCCUUGUCGAUUUUCCUCGCCGCGACUAUCAUAUUUCCCCCAAAUACUACGACCGAUUUAAGCUAUCCAGAGUCGACGCAGUCGACCGCCGGCCGCCCGGCGAGGCAGGCUGAGAGGCCGGACAGGUACGCCGCGCCGUAACAGGCUAGCUAGGAGGAGGUGGUCUCGGCCUCCAGGAGAGCUGGGACGCGGCAAGGACGACGCUCCGCCCUUGCCAUGGAGGAUGCUGCGGGCCAUGGCGGGUGGUCAUGGUGGUGCUGGCGCGGGCGGUGCUGCUGCCGCCCUGCUGCAAGGAGAGCGGCGAACCCGCGGCAGUGCUACGACUUGCCGCCGGCUAUGCUACAAGCCCAGGGCGCGGUGCUACGACCUGCCGCCGGCGAUGCUACAAGCCCAGGGCGGCGGUGCUACCAUAGGCCGCUGGCGUAGUCCGGCGAUGUUGCUUCAAGCAGCCGUUGACGUAGCUGCCAUAGGUCGCCAGCGUUGCUGCCAAAGGCCGGCAUCGUUGCUACAAGCGACCAUGUUGGCAUCUUCUCCGGCGACGGCAGUAUUGCCAUGAGAGGUGGCGAUGCUACCUUGGUGGCAUGGGGUUGCUGCCACCAGCGGUUGGUCUUGCUACCAGCGGCUGCCGGCCCAACCGGCGUUGCUACAAUAGGCGACCGACUUCGCUACAAUCAAGGACCGGUGUUGCUACAAGGGGAGGCCGGCGUUGGUACAUUAAGUUGGCGGCGGUGCUACAAUGGCACGGCUGUGUUGCUGUCAGCGGCCGCCGUCCUUGCUACCAAGCCACAUCGCCGUUACUACAGGGGGAGGCCGGCGGUGCUAGGUGACAAAGCUGCUAGCUGUGGGCGGCUGUGCUUCAAAGGAGGGGCAGUGGUGCUACCAUGGGAGGACGGUGCUGCUACAAAGGGAGGGCGGCCGUGCUACCAAGGGAGGGCGGUGCUGCCAAGACGAAGCUGCAUGCGGUCAGACUAUCUCUGUUCGGUUCUUCAAUCUGGAAGCUCUGGCCGGCGUCGGUGCUUCAAUCGGGAAGGGAGGUACUGCUGGGAGCCACAGACGUUGGUGCCAGACGGCGGAGGACUCCUCGCCGGAGUUCUAGGGGAUGCGGCAGUUGGAGGACUCCUCGCCGGAGUUCUUCGGUGAUGCAGCGGUCGAACCCUCUGGGGAAGCGUGCAGGUGGGUGGGUUGAAUUUUACCAUCGGGGAGACGAAGCAAGAAGGAGACAGUGCGGGUCCACCCACGUGGGAACGGGGAAAGUGACAUCUGCUUCUCUCCCAUCUAACCGCUGCUUGAUCGGACGGCUACCGAGGCGGGGGAUCGCGCGUUUUGAUCCCCCGGGGGACGCUCAGCGCUACCC
This is a messenger RNA of Lolium perenne, 5806 nucleotides long. RefSeq lists its product as uncharacterized. NCBI's taxonomy places the organism in Eukaryota, Viridiplantae, Streptophyta, Magnoliopsida, Poales, Poaceae. The record is from RefSeq and is a predicted model, not a curated record. Gene Ontology annotation, molecular function: ADP binding.